UAAACUUGGUACAUUCACGAGACUGGACACGAAAACAGCACACUCAAAAUUUAACCAAAUACGAACAAAUAUUCAAAUCUUCUACAAAUAAAUUUAAACUGGUCAAGCAGUCACACUGAACGUUGGACGAAUUACACUGAGAACACGAUCAAUUUUCCCCCGAAAGAAUUAUUUUCAGUGCAUCUAAUAUGAUAACUUUAAAAAGACUUGUUCUUUAAUAAAAUUUCGAGUAAAAAGUGAUCAAAACAUUUUGGUAAUAUUUGUGAUGAAAAAACAGUUUCGUUUUAGUUUUGAAACUAUGGACAUUGUUUAAAAGUCGUUUAUUCUCUUUCAAUAUUACUUAUAAAUUAAGUCUUCAAAAUUUGCGAUAAUUUUCCUUCAUUCUUUGCUCUUCAAUUUGGUGUCAAGUUUAUUUUUUUCAUUUUUUCGUGAGCUGAAUUCAAUUUGAAUUACGCUUGGCGCUGUAUAUUAUAUGGGAAAGCAUUUCCGGGAUUAAAAAAAGAAUUAUUAUUCAAUAUCCAGGAAUUAACAUGCAUUUAUUAAACGGGUUAAAACGUUCUUUUAGUCGCGUAGUUGAAUUCCGCGGUUUGAACGUUAAUAUUACCAUUUGGGAUCACAGUAAGCUAUACGGCAAAACGCAGAAUGGUCCGAAUCGGUCGCAUUUGAGUGAGAAAGAUGAUGUUGCUGCAAUCGACAGACGAGCGACUUCUCCGCUCAGUGUAUAAGAAAUGCGUCAUACAGCAAAAACUCAGCGUAUACCAGAAAGAAAACUGCAAAGUGAUUUGACGACAAUUUCACAGUCCACAUUCUUACUAUGUUCUUCUGAGUGUGCACACAAGAAGAACGUAACGGUUCAUUAAAUUUUACAUCACGAAAGAAAGAAGACGCAUUUUAUCACCACUAUUGGAUUUCACUUUUGGAGAAAUCAGUGAAUGUUCAGGCCUGAAAAUCAUCAAUGGCAGUGACUUGUAGCAUUUUGAUUCUCCAAUAUUCGAUUGAUGUCUUGACGCAACGGGCAAGAAAAGUAUUCUUCAAGUCACAAAAACAUACAUUCUCAAUUUAAAGACGAUAGAAUAAUGUAUAAGCAACGUCGACCAACAAUGAACGAUUUGGAUGUGCAGUUAAUAAGAGAGUUUGCAAUGCGUCCGAUUAUCUAUAAUAAGGCCACACCAUUUUUUAAAAAUAAAUAUUUAACCGAUUGUGCUUGGGACGAAAUUGCAAAUAAAAUCGGUGGCGACGUGAAUCGAGUUCGGGAUCGAAUAAAUCAACUUCGAAAUCGAUAUAAUUUGGAAAAGCGCAAAGUUGACCUCCAAAAAGCUGAUGGAUAUACAAAUGCUCGCUCCACAUGGCCGUUAUUCGAACAUUUGCGUUUUUUGGAUAGCCACAUUCGACCAAGAAAAUCGUACAAAGCACUUGGACGUAAGCCGCGGCCGGUUGGAAGACCUCGUCGUAAUAAUCUUUAUGAAAAUGACUCUUAUGUGAUGUUCAAUGAACGAGGUACAGCUCAAUAUGCCAACCCAAUUGCCUUACAACAGCAGCAGCAGCAGCAGCAACAACAACAACAAGAACAACAGCAACAUCAGUUGCAACAAGAUCAAACUGUUCAAAUUAAAACCGAACCCGAUUUAAAUAAAGCAGCCGAUACGGAAUCGAAUGCUUAUCGUAGUGAAUAUGACACGGACGGUGAAGUAGAUGGCAACUAUCGCGAACAAAGCGAACCGAAAAGCAACAGUGAUGGUGAAAAUUUCAUUGAUCCGGCAUCAUUUUUGGUCGAAAAUGAGGACAGCAUAACAGAAGAUCCAAGUAAACAAAAUGGCAAUGUUCAAGAUUCCGGAACUUCCCACCCAUUUGCAAACGUACAAAAGAAAGUUCCAGCAAUUAGUCUUUCCUUAAGAAAUUUGAAUUCCAUGAGACAUCAGCCGCUGCCAAUGACAAAUGGUGAUACCAAUCAGAAUUCCAAUCAAACGAUUGCACUUGACUCGGAAUCGGAAAUAUCAACUCAAAAUCAGUCGUACAAACGCAUUACAUCGAAAAACCCAUCAUCAGCUAAAUUCGAAGCAUUCGGACAUUUUGUAGCUUCUUCACUUAUUGAUUUACCUGAAAAGAAUGCCUUGGAGUUAGUAGAAAAGUUCACUAGUGAAAUAGUCAAAUCACUGAUUGGAUCUAAAACAACGGCAGCAACACCUGAAAGAGAAUGAUUUCUUUGCCAUAUUAUCGUAGGUUUUCCAUUCUUUUCGUCGAAUAAAUUCGAUCUUAUCAGUAUUUGAUCUUUUUAGAAGAAUGAAUUCCUCUUCCUACCAUUGUUGUUACAAUUUGUUUCGAAAUCUAUCUUCCAACACUUGAUGAAUGUUAAUUAAAUUUAUUUAACUUUGCCUAAUUAUUAUAAAUAAUAAACCAUUGAAAAUGUUUGUUUGCAUUUAAAUUCUCUUAUAAAUGUAGUAAAUAAAGACAACAUAUUUAGUAAAACUAAAAUAAA
Sitodiplosis mosellana (orange wheat blossom midge) is the source of this 2476-nucleotide messenger RNA. Its product is annotated as myb-like protein AA. Gene Ontology annotation, cellular component: transcription regulator complex; nucleus. The coding region runs from base 1077 to 2198 and encodes 373 amino acids. The record is from RefSeq and is a predicted model, not a curated record. The transcript has 6 exons. NCBI's taxonomy places the organism in Eukaryota, Metazoa, Arthropoda, Insecta, Diptera, Cecidomyiidae. Gene Ontology annotation, biological process: regulation of transcription by RNA polymerase II.